CUGUGUUUUUAAAUAUGUUUCAGUGUGCGUAGUAUUUUUCUAUGCAGUAAUAAAUACUCCUUGUCCUUCCAGUAUUGUCGGUCAAAGGUCACGCUGUCCUGUCACACUCCCGCCAAUUCUGUAUUUCCGGUUGAGGCGCGCUGCAAACAUACACAGGUUCGUGCAAGUUUGUUUAUGCAGGAACUUUUACACACUUUAAUGGUUAAGCACACUGUUCUAUGAUGCUUUUGAAUACCCUGUUGGUUAGUUAAUAAGAGUGAAUAAACCUCAUGUUUUCUCCACUCAUUACAUGGAUCUGAGUGAUUUUGAGGCGGAUAACUCUGUGAGCUGCCGCUUGUCCUCGUCCACCCCGGAUGUGUGUAAGACAGAGGACUGCUGCCUGGGCAUCGACGAGGCAGGCAGGGGUCCUGUACUGGGACCCAUGGUGUAUGGGAUAUGCUUCUGUCCUGUAUCCAGAAAGGAAGACCUGAAGAAUUUGAAAGUGGCAGACUCAAAGACGCUGACGGAGGCAGAGAGAGAGAACCUGUUUCUGAAGAUUGAUGAGGCCAAAGAUUUUGUAGGCUGGGCCCUUCAGAUCCUCUCACCAAACACCAUUUCCACCAGCAUGCUGCAGAGAGCAAAAUACAAUCUGAAUGCGCUGUCACAUGAUGCAGCGAUUGGUCUGGUGCAGUACGCCCUGGACUGUGGGGUGCAGCUCAAAGAGGUGUUUGUGGAUACAGUAGGUCCUGCAGAGAAGUAUCAGGAGAAGCUCUCCCAGCGGUUCCCGGGGGUGGAGGUCACCGUCCGUCCCAAAGCUGAUUCUCUCUUCCCCAUCGUCAGCGCUGCCAGCAUCUGUGCCAAGGUGGCUAGAGACCAUGCUGUCAAAUCCUGGAAAUUUGCAGAAGAUUUGGGUGAAGUGGACAGAGAUUAUGGCUCUGGGUAUCCUAAUGAUCCCAAAACUAAGAGCUGGCUGCUGAAGUUUCUGGAGCCAGUGUUUGGUUAUCCUCAGUUUGUGAGGUUCAGCUGGAGCACAGCGCAGACGCUCAUGGACAGUAAAGCUGUUGCUGUUCACUGGGACGAUGAUGAGGAAGAUGGAGAAAAAACCGCUGCUCGUCAGAAUAACACCUCAAUGCUGUCGUAUUUCAGCCGCAGCAAACCGUCAGAGCUUGCACACACACGAGACACACACCGCUUUUUCACUGAGCGCAAGCUACAGAGCAUCAACACACUCUGAACACAAACACUGUCCAUCAGUGAGAGAAGCACUCAACAUAUCACAAAAUACACGUCAACUGGAUAUGUCCAACAUAAUAUCGCAAAUAAUGAACUGUACAUGAACCAGAAUGUAUUAUAUUCUCAUUUGUGUUUUUUAUGGCGUGUAUUCUUCAUUUCUGGAUGUAAAAUCAAUA
Sinocyclocheilus rhinocerous is the source of this 1388-nucleotide messenger RNA. RefSeq names its product ribonuclease H2 subunit A-like. The record is from RefSeq and is a predicted model, not a curated record. NCBI's taxonomy places the organism in Eukaryota, Metazoa, Chordata, Actinopteri, Cypriniformes, Cyprinidae. Bases 290 to 1213 code for a protein of 307 amino acids. Gene Ontology annotation, biological process: DNA replication, removal of RNA primer; mismatch repair. Gene Ontology annotation, cellular component: ribonuclease H2 complex. The transcript has 9 exons. Gene Ontology annotation, molecular function: RNA binding; RNA-DNA hybrid ribonuclease activity.